AUGCUCUUCUCGCUCGCUCUAUCCGUGUUCGCCACGCUGGCGGCGGCCCAGCGCCCGGAUCCGGACCCGGGCCGACGCGAUCCCAUCAUCCUCGAACGCUCGGGCGGGUUCAACAUUGGCGGCAAGGUCAUCGACCACCCGACGCGGCCGGCGCAAGACCAGCCUCGUCAUGUGGCACAGCUCCAGCACCCAGACGUGGCAGAACCGGUGGGACGGCGGGCCGGGCUUCAAGGACAUGUUUUUGCGGCGCGACUACCCCGUGUACCUCUGGGACGCGCCACGCCUGGGCCGCGCGGGCUGGAGCUGCGAGCCCUUCAGCUACGCCCCGGACUACCGCGACCAGAGCAACUUUUGGCGUGGAACUUUGGCCCCUCGCCGCUCGACUGGUGGGAGGACGUGCAGUUCCCCACCGAGAACCGCGAGUACUUUUGGGAGCAGGCCACCGGCGGCCGGUACAUUGAGUUCGACAACGUGCCCAACGUCCACAUGCAGUCCGAGGCGGCCGCCAUCUCGGCCGACACGGGUAUGAACGGUGAUAGCAUCGUCUAUCUGACCAACUCCGCCGCCGGCCUGCGCUCCAUGAUGACGGUGGCCAAGAGCAACACCACCAACAUCAAGGGCAUCGUCAUGUACGAGACCGUGGGCAUCGUCUACCCCGAGGGCUACGGCGUCGAGCAGUCCAACGGGCCCUUUGGCCCCUUUGUCAUUCCCCUCGAGGACUUUGAGAAGCUCACCAAGCUCAAGGAGAUCCAGUUCAUCUUUGGCGACCACCGCGAUGAGACUCACCUGUACCUCCAGCAGGCCCGCGAGGUCGCCGCCAUCAUCAACGACCUGGGCGGCAACGCGAGCGUGCUCAAGCUGGGCGAGGACGCUGGGCUUUGGGGUAGCACGCACGUGUCCUUUGCUGACAUGGACAACGACAAGGUGGCGGAGCUGCUUGACGAUUUCUUGGCGCGGAACGGGCUUGAUGAAUAUCAGGAUUAG
This is a messenger RNA of Parascedosporium putredinis, 984 nucleotides long. The record is from the annotation of a GenBank genome assembly. NCBI's taxonomy places the organism in Eukaryota, Fungi, Ascomycota, Sordariomycetes, Microascales, Microascaceae.